This is a messenger RNA of Schistosoma turkestanicum, 1712 nucleotides long. The record is from the annotation of a GenBank genome assembly. NCBI's taxonomy places the organism in Eukaryota, Metazoa, Platyhelminthes, Trematoda, Strigeidida, Schistosomatidae.
AUACAAGUCUUUAUACGGUGCUCUAAAGACGGGGAUUUCGCGGUGGCAAAAAGUUGUUGACAGAUAAGUCAGUCCGAAUGUAGACCGUGUUUCUCAGGUUUUUGCGCCAAAUUUAACUGGCACGACCCCUUGCGCUGUUGAUUUUUAGUUUCAACCAUCAGUCUGUCUUGAUCUUGCACAUGUGUUAUUGCUAAUUGUUUUCUACAGCCUGUAUAUCAAUGUCAGUCAAUCAGUCUUCGUCUCACUCCUUUGAACAAUUAAACAAUAAUCCAGAGGAGCAGUCGCAUAGUGGUCCUCCUACAUCUCGUUCACCACCUCGUAAUCGUUUACCUGGUCAUAGCUUCUCAUCCCAUGAAUCUAUCGAUUCCAUCAAUCCUGACCAAAUGCUUUAUUAUGGCGCAAAGCAGAUAAUCAGUUUAUUUAUACCAGUAACCAUUUGUAUGUUAUUCGUUGUUGCUGUCGCUUCAACUGUUGACUUUUAUGGACAUACGGAUCAGUAUUUGUUGUAUACACCUUUUCAUACACCGGAUGCAGAUAUUGGCACACAAACAUGGCAAACAAUAGCUAAUACUUUGAUAUUUAUGAGUGUUGUUGUCGUAAUGACAUGUAUUCUUGUUUUAUUAUUCAAGUAUCAUUGUUAUAAGUUUAUUCGAGGUUGGAUAAUUAUGACAACUGUCUUCUUGCUUUUCCUAAUAUCCUUGAUGUUUUUUGCUGAAGUUCUUCGAGCUAUGGGUGUUUUUGUUGAUUAUAUCACGGUAGCAUUUGCUUUAUGGAAUUUUGGUGUUGUAGGAAUGAUAGUGAUACAUUGGCGUGGACCAUUAAUUUUACAACAAGCUUAUCUCAUAUUUAUAUCUGCACAGAUUGCAUUAAUGUUUUUAAAAUAUCUGCCAAAGUGGACAUGUUGGCUUGUCUUAGCAGCGUUAAGUAUUUGGGAUAUAGUCGCUGUUUUAUGUCCAAAUGGACCAUUACGAAUGUUAGUCGAAAUGGCACAUGAACGACAACAACCUCUAUUUCCUGCUCUUCUCUAUUCAACUACUGCAGUUUAUCUUGUCAAACAAAAUCAAUCAUCAACUGAUGAUCAAAUUGAAAAUAGUCAACAUUCUGUUGAAUCUGUUGAUAUUCCAAAUGAAGUAUCCAAUGGUAAUGAUACUAUACAAUCUUGUUCUACUACAUGUGAACUAGGAGUUUCAGACAAUGAUAAUCAGCCAAUAACAGGGGAUUCAACUAAUGUGCAGAGCAUUCCCAAUAAUACUCUUGGAACCAAUAUGGUUGAAGAAGCAGACACUCCCACUGUCAAUAUGAAUAACAAUAAUGAUUCCAAGAUUAUGAAUAAUAAUAAUGAAACUCUUCCACAAACACCACAUGAAACAAGUACACUUAUAACAACAGGUCGAUCUAAUCGUUGGCGUGAAUUGCAAGCGGAUUUAAUUGAUCGUGAUUCAAAAGGUGUUAAACUUGGUUUAGGUGAUUUUGUAUUUUACAGUCUGUUGAUUGGUCGUGCAACACUUGACGGUGAUGCAGUCACUGUAGUGACAUGUUAUGUAGCUAUAUUAGUUGGAAUGUGUAUUACAGUGAUAGUAUUGGGUAUUACACGGCAAGCAUUACCAGCUUUACCAAUAUCUAUCACAUGUGGUAUAAUAUUUUAUUUUGUCAGUUCAGCGACAAUAUCACCAUUUCUUGAAGCAACAGCAGCUGAACGUGUGUUCUUUUAA